Bolinopsis microptera is the source of this 2331-nucleotide messenger RNA. RefSeq lists its product as uncharacterized. Lineage: Eukaryota; Metazoa; Ctenophora; Tentaculata; Lobata; Bolinopsidae. The coding region runs from base 1 to 2331 and encodes 776 amino acids. The record is from RefSeq and is a predicted model, not a curated record. The transcript has 2 exons.
AUGUCAACGAAAGAUCUACUCCAGGCGCUGUCUUCUGUAACUCAGAGCUAUAAGGAUGAGAUGAACGAAUACGAAGCAACUCGUAAGAGGCUCCGCCGAUCGGAGUGUAAGGUUAGAGACCUUACUGUGGAAAUUAAUUAUAUGGCUGAUCUUAUUGAGCAGUUAAGGGCAGAGAGCAGCCAGAUGGAAUACGUCAACUCCCCCGUAUACGGUCAAGUGAACCCACCAGAGUACAGCCCAAUCACACCUACCAGCCCGGAGAGCAGUUUGGAGCGGACUAAGAAGUAUUUCUCAAGAAUAGGACUAAAGAAGUCAGUGUUAAAAAGUCAGAAGCAACAGCCCCGAACCAUUCCGUCCACUAGAAGAAUAGGACUAAAGAAGUCAGUGUUAAGAAGUCAGAAGCAACAGCCCCGAACCAUUCCGUCCACUAGAACAAUAGGACUAAAGAAGUCAGUGUUAAGAAGUCAGAAGCAACAGCCCCGAACCAUUCCGUCCACUAGAAGAAUAGGACUAAAGAAGUCAGUGUUAAGAAGUCAGAAGCAACAGCCCCGAACCAUUCCGUCCACUAGAACAAUAGGGCUAAAGAAGUCAGUGUUAAGAAGUCAGAAGCAACAGCCCCGAACCAUUCCGUCCACUAGAAGAAUAGGACUAAAGAAGUCAGUGUUAAGAAGUCAGAAGCAACAGCCCCGAACCAUUCCGUCCACUAGAAGAAUAGGACUAAAGAAGUCAGUGUUAAGAAGUCAGAAGCAACAGCCCCGAACCAUUCCGUCCACUAGAAGAAUAGGACUAAAGAAGUCAGUGUUAAGAAGUCAGAAGCAACAGCCCCGAACCAUUCCGUCCACUAGAAGAAUAGGACUAAAGAAGUCAGUGUUAAGAAGUCAGAAGCAACAGCCCCGAACCAUUCCGUCCACUAGAAGAAUAGGACUAAAGAAGUCAGUGUUAAGAAGUCAGAAGCAACAGCCCCGAACCAUUCCGUCCACUAGAAGAAUAGGACUAAAGAAGUCAGUGUUAAGAAGUCAGAAGCAACAGCCCCGAACCAUUCCGUCCACUAGAAGAAUAGGACUAAAGAAGUCAGUGUUAAGAAGUCAGAAGCAACAGCCCCGAACCAUUCCGUCCACUAGAACAAUAGGACUAAAGAAGUCAGUGUUAAGAAGUCAGAAGCAACAGCCCCGAACCAUUCCGUCCACUAGAAGAAUAGGACUAAAGAAGUCAGUGUUAAGAAGUCAGAAGCAACAGCCCCGAACCAUUCCGUCCACUAGAAGAAUAGGACUAAAGAAGUCAGUGUUAAGAAGUCAGAAGCAACAGCCCCGAACCAUUCCGUCCACUAGAAGAAUAGGACUAAAGAAGUCAGUGUUAAGAAGUCAGAAGCAACAGCCCCGAACCAUUCCGUCCACUAGAAGAAUAGGACUAAAGAAGUCAGUGUUAAGAAGUCAGAAGCAACAGCCCCGAACCAUUCCGUCCACUAGAAGAAUAGGACUAAAGAAGUCAGUGUUAAGAAGUCAGAAGCAACAGCCCCGAACCAUUCCGUCCACUAGAAGAAUAGGACUAAAGAAGUCAGUGUUAAGAAGUCAGAAGCAACAGCCCCGAACCAUUCCGUCCACUAGAAGAAUAGGACUAAAGAAGUCAGUGUUAAGAAGUCAGAAGCAACAGCCCCGAACCAUUCCGUCCACUAGAAGAAUAGGACUAAAGAAGUCAGUGUUAAGAAGUCAGAAGCAACAGCCCCGAACCAUUCCGUCCACUAGAAGAAUAGGACUAAAGAAGUCAGUGUUAAGAAGUCAGAAGCAACAGCCCCGAACCAUUCCGUCCACUAGAAGAAUAGGACUAAAGAAGUCAGUGUUAAGAAGUCAGAAGCAACAGCCCCGAACCAUUCCGUCCACUAGAAGAAUAGGACUAAAGAAGUCAGUGUUAAGAAGUCAGAAGCAACAGCCCCGAACCAUUCCGUCCACUAGAAGAAUAGGACUAAAGAAGUCAGUGUUAAGAAGUCAGAAGCAACAGCCCCGAACCAUUCCGUCCACUAGAAGAAUAGGACUAAAGAAGUCAGUGUUAAGAAGUCAGAAGCAACAGCCCCGAACCAUUCCGUCCACUAGAAGAAUAGGACUAAAGAAGUCAGUGUUAAGAAGUCAGAAGCAACAGCCCCGAACCAUUCCGUCCACUAGAAGAAUAGGACUAAAGAAGUCAGUGUUAAGAAGUCAGAAGCAACAGCCCCGAACCAUUCCGUCCACUAGAAGAAUAGGACUAAAGAAGUCAGUGUUAAGAAGUCAGAAGCAACAGCCCCGAACCAUUCCGUCCACUAGAAGAAUAGGACUAAAGAAGUCAGUGUUAAGAAGCUAG